UGCAGUGCCAAUUCCAGCUCAGUGCAGAGCAACAAGGCGAACAGAGCCAAGCGAGAAACCAACAAACCGCGGGCGAUUCGGCCGAGAGAGGUUGACGCAAGAAGCGCGAGAGGUGGUCGAUUCGAAGUUCUUGGGCGGGUGAAGCGAGGAGGCGGCCGGCGAUGGAGUGGCUGGACGAGUACGAGAAGCUGGUGAUCCGGAUGAACACCCCGAGGGUGGUCAUCGACAACGCGGUCUGCCCCACGGCGACGCUGGUCCAGGUGGACAGCGCGAGGAAGAGAGGGGUGCUGCUCGAGGCGGUGCAGGUGCUCGCCGACCUCGAUUUGUCCAUCAACAAGGCCUACAUCUCGUCGGACGGGCGGUGGUUCAUGGACGUCUUCCACGUCACCGACCGCCUCGGCCGCAAGCUCACCGACGACAGCGUCAUCACCUACAUCGAGCAGUCGCUGGGGACGUGGAACGGCCCGGCGCGCCCGGCGGCGCUUGAGGGAUUGACGGCUCUGGAGCUGACCGGCGCCGACCGCACGGGUCUCCUAUCCGAGGUGUUCGCCGUGCUCGCCGACAUGCAGUGCAGCGUCGUGGAAGCCCGGGCGUGGACGCACCGCGGCCGCCUCGCGUGCCUCGCCUUCCUCCGCGGCGAGGACGCAGACGCCGACCGGGUGGCCCGCAUCCUGGCUCGCCUCGGCCACCUCCUCCGCGGGGACACCGAGACGCCCGGCGCCGUGGCCGCCGUACCCGCCGCCGCCGUCGCGCACGCCGACCGCCGCCUCCACCAGCUCAUGUCCGCGGACCGCGACCACGAGCGCGCGUGCCCCACCCCGGCCGUCUCCGUCCAGAGCUGGGCGGAGCGCGGGUACUCGGUGGUCACCGUGCAUUGCCGCGACCGGCCCAAGCUUUUCUUCGACGUUGUCUGCACGCUCAACGACAUGGACUACGUCGUCUUCCACGGCACCGUUGACACCCCCGGCGACCAAGCGCGCCAGGAAUUUUACAUUCGACACGCCGACGGCAGCCCCAUCCGCUCCGAGACAGAGAGGCUAAGAGUGUGCCAAUGCCUUCAAGCCGCCAUAGAACGGAGAUCACUGGAGGGUGUGAGACUCGAACUGUGCACGCCGGACCGGCCAGGAUUGCUGUCCGAUGUCACGCGUACAUUCCGGGAGAAUGGCUUGCUUGUAGCUCAGGCCGAGGUGUCGACGAAGGGGGACUUGGCCUCCAACGUGUUCUAUGUGACCGAUGCUACCGGCAAUGCGGUCGAUCAAAGCGCCAUUGACGCCGUCAGGGAGAGGGUUGGCAUGGACUGCCUUGUUGCCAAGGAGGAACCCCGGCCGCAGCUCUACCAGAAGGCCGGGCCGGGUGACCGGGACAGCGUUGGCGGCAUUGGGCUGGUCUACCUUGGCAACCUUGUGAAGAGGAACCUGUACAACCUUGGCUUGAUCAAAUCCUGCUCAUAAGGCAGAAUACCAAACAACUAAGAGGUCCAGGAAGGCACAUAAAGUUCAGUCAGACAGUCACUUCAUUCUUAUGUGCUGUGGCAAUGCCGAUGGAGAUACCCUGCUCGUUUCUUCUCUUCUGCAAUCAACAGCAUGCCAUUGUUGUACAUAGAAGACUCAGAAAGACAAGGAGAAGCUGCGAAAGGGGUGUGUAUAGUGUCUGAAAGCUCAGACAUGGCCCAUUCAGAUCCAGAAACAAAGAGAAGAUCCAGGGGAAGAAGCCAGGAUUGCACAGGAGGGGUAGGAAGGAACAGGGUGAUAAAUCCUAGCAGUAGAGAAGUGUAGCUAUGUGCAUAGACAAAUUUGUUGCUGUUAGUAGUAGCACUAGUGUGUAGUGAGUGCAUUCAUACUGUCUUGUUAUCUGUAAUUCUGUACUGCACUGCUCUGCCUUCUUUGGCAAAGAAAAUUCUUUGGGUUCA
Molecule: messenger RNA, 1909 nt
Organism: Phragmites australis (common reed)
Lineage: Eukaryota; Viridiplantae; Streptophyta; Magnoliopsida; Poales; Poaceae
Product: ACT domain-containing protein ACR8-like
Exons: 5
Coding region: 162-1451 (429 amino acids)
Source: RefSeq, a predicted model, not a curated record